CACUCAAAGACAAAAUAGUGUUUUUUCCUUUUAUUAUACUUGUUAACGCCCAGAAAAAGUAUUAAUAGUAUUUUGCAGCCUGCAAAGCCAUUGCUACAUUUGCAUUUGAAACACAUAGGUCUGCACAGAUGUACUGCCUAAAGCCAAAGUCCCCUUAUCUAUUACUCUUUCAAAUUUGUAGGGAAGACCUGCUUCUUAUUUCAUUGUAUUUUAUUAUAGCUCACCCAAGCAUAUUAUUUUUUGAACUGUUCAAUAAAGUGCCAGAUUUUGAUGUAAACAAUGAAACUGAACAUUAGCUAGCAAAAAUGUUAACAUGAUGCUAACAUUUAAUAAAAGAUAAUGGUAACCAGUCUGGAUAAUCCUACUGUCAUAUGCUAAUCCCCAAAUAUUCAUUGCUAAAAGCACUAGCAGUGGGUGAAGCGUUCCUUUAAAUUCAAGGAUGGUGCGGAUAAACUCAUGAUGUAGAGGGCUAAAGGGGUUGCAAAGUCCAUCCUCUUCUUGUGACUCUUACAGGUCCCAAAGGAGUGAUCCAUGACUGGAGGAAAUUCAAACUAGAAAGUGAAGACCAUGACAGCACACCACAGAAAAGGAGAGAACUCCUUCGACAGAUGUCCAACCCCAAGGCUAACACCAACAAUGAGCAGGUUAACCGCAAGGUCAGUAGAUCUCCACCACAGAAAGCUUGGUGUCUCCACAUUAUGAAGGCUCUGAAAAUGCUGGACUUGUAUGGUGUAGUAUUUUUAGUUAUUGCACUCAGUGCAUUAUCAGACCAACACUGUUGUGUUGCUCCAGCUUCUGCAUAGCCUCUGAAGAGACUUUUUAUCCCACCAUCAGCUGGGAACAAGUCUCAACUGGGCUGCACUAGGACGUGCAUUUGACACUGGAAGGAGUACAUUUGGUAACAUUAGUCAAAAGCAUUAACUGCACCCAAAUGAAAUUCACAAUGAAAACAUAUCAGAUAUGCCUCCAUCAGUCAUCACCAUUGUUGAAUAUCAGUCAAUGCACAUGACAUAACUAAAGGUGUAAUAUGUCACCCAAAACAGAUGAGCAUGCAAGAAUACAAGAUGAUCCGUGAGGAGGACGAGGGAUGUCUGAGGAAAUAUCGCAAGCAUUGCAUGCAGGAGAUGCAUGAGUACUUGAGCUUCGGCCCCAGGUUCAACAGCAUUAUCGAGCUAGAGGACGGUGAGGCCUUCCUGGACACCAUUGAGAAGGAGCACCACCUCACCCUGGUCAUUGUGCACAUCUAUGAUGAUGGAAUACAGGGCUGUGAGGCACUCAACAAAUGCCUGACCUGUCUGGCAGAUGAAUACUCCACUGUGAAGUUCUGUCGCAUCCGGGUGUCUGCGACGGGUGCUGAGGAGCAGUUCCCCAAAGAUGUCUUGCCCACUUUGCUGGUGUACAAGGCUGGAGAGAUGCUGGCCAACUUCAUCUGCAUUACCAAGAAUCUCAACGAAGAGUUCUUUGCCACCGACGUGGAGAACUUCCUUAACGAAUACGGCCUACUGCCAGCCAAGGAGCUUGCUCCUUGCCCUGAAGGCGAUAAAGAGCUUGGGGUGGAAUGAUCCUGCAGGAUCCUAUCUGUUUGGGAGGGGGCCAUGGCAUAUGAGACAUGGCAACUGGUAUGACUUAUCCCAAUGUGACAGAUACAAAAUCUAUGCUAUAAUGCAUGCAACAUCACCUACAUUUAGAAAUCACCAGACAGCACCAAUCUCAAACUUUGACAUCUGCCCCCAGACCCCUAAACUGGCCAUCCAGUUUACACCCAGCAAGGGAGGCAAACCAACAUAUAUAGUAUAUUUAAGCUCCAUUAUGUUCAGCUGAAAUGCUGGAUAAGGACCUACUCUUUUCAUACUGUUAUUAGUGAUCUAAAAAAUCUGAAAUAUGAACUUCAUAGGAACUAACUUGAUGUAACUAUCAUUACAUUAAUGUCAAGGAAGAAGUCAAUUACACUUAUUAUCACUUUUUAUAGAUCACACAACCAGUAUAUGAAUAAAAUAUAUAUGACUAAGAA
Molecule: messenger RNA, 2011 nt
Organism: Electrophorus electricus (electric eel)
Lineage: Eukaryota; Metazoa; Chordata; Actinopteri; Gymnotiformes; Gymnotidae
Source: RefSeq, a predicted model, not a curated record